UUUGGGAAACGAAACUCAAGCUGAAGAAGCAUGAGGAGAUCGAUUUCUUCAAAAGCGAAGUCGUUUCUUCAUCGGAAUCUUCUGGAGAAAGGUAAUCCCGGUACUUCUCCGUCGUCUAGCAUUUGCGAUUUCUGUUUCUCGAGACGACGAGCUUAUUCUGGUGGUGGCAGUGAUUACCGAGAGAUAUUGAGAAAUGGGCUUCGCUAUAUGAAAUUAGAUGAUUCGCUUGAGCUCUUCUUUCACAUGGUUCAGUGUCGUCCUCUUCCUUCAAUUGCCGAUUUCAGUAGAUUAUUGAGUGCUAUUUCCAAGAUGAAGAAGUAUGAUGUUGUGAUCUAUCUCUGGGAGCAGAUGCAAAUGUUGGGCAUUCCUCACAACCUCUAUACCUGCAAUAUUUUGUUGAACUGCUUCUGUAGAUGCUCUCGAUUCUCUCUUGCGUUAUCGUUUCUGGGGAAAAUGAUGAAACUUGGUCAUAAACCCAGCAUAGUCACGUUUGGUUCACUGCUCAAUGGAUACUGUCGCAGGGAUAGGAUUUACGAUGCUUUGUCUAUGUUCGAUCGAAUGGUGGAAAUGGGAUAUGAACCCAAUGUUGUAAUCUACAACACAAUCAUUGAUGGUCUCUGCAAAAACAAUCAGGUGAAUAACGCUUUGGAUCUUUUGAGUCAAAUGGAACAAGAUGGAAUCAGACCGGACGUUGUUACCUACAACUCUCUCGUAUCUGGUCUCUGUAAUUCCGGUAGAUGGAGCGAUGCUACACGAAUGGUAAGGUAUAUGAGCAAGAGGGAAAUCAACCCUGAUGUAUUUACUUUCAAUGCAUUGAUCGAUGCUUGUGUAAAAGAAGGAAAUCUUUUAGAGGCUGAAGAAUUGUACGAGGAGAUGAUCCGAAGAUCUCUGGAUCCUGAUAUUGUCACUUACACUUUACUCAUCAACGGGCUUUGCAUGUACAGUCGUCUAGAUGAAGCAGAGCACAUGUUCGAUUUCAUGGUUAGCAAACGUUGCUUCCCUGAUGUAGUAACGUAUAGCAUUCUCAUUAAUGGGUAUUGCAAGUCUAGGAAGGUAGAGCACGGGAUGAAACUCUUCUGCGAGAUGCCUCAGAGAGGAGUGGUUAGAAAUACAGUCACAUACACAAUUCUUAUUCAGGGUUAUUGCAGAGCGGGUAAGCUUAAUGUUGCCGAAGAAAUCUUCAAACGGAUGGUAGUUUGUGGUGUUCUUCCUAAUAUUAUCACAUACAACGUUUUGUUACAUGGUCUAUGCGAUAAUGGGAAGAUAGAGAAAGCAUUGGUGAUAUUGGAGGAUAUGCAAAAGAGUGGAAUGGAUGCUGAUAUAGUUACAUACAAUAUCAUCAUCCGCGGGAUGUGUAAGGCUGGUGAGGUGGCAUAUGCUUGGGAUUUAUAUUGUAGCCUCAACCUCAAAGGACUUGUGCCUGAUAUUUGGACAUACACUACAAUGAUGUUAGGAUUGUACAAGAAAGGUCUACGACGUGAAGCGGAUGCACUGUUUAGAAAAAUGAAAGAUGAUGGGAUUUUACCAAAUGAACCCAAUGUAUAGUGAAGCUAGUUAGGACUGAAUGCAUCAGCUUAAGUAUCACAGGGGAGCUUGCAAGAUAUUUAUUUCCGGGUCAGGCUCCUUACCAUGAGAAUCUUGCCCCUGGAAAGAUCAACUCAGAUCUUUCAAAGCCGAGCUUGGGAUACUAUGAGAUGAGCUAACACAUGUUCAUAUUUAUUAGGAGAGUACAUAGAGAUCAUGAAUAUCAGCGCGUAAGCUGCAUAUCGUAUCCCAGGGGAUUUACUAAUAGACAUUACAGCGUCGAAGCUCGCAUCAUAUAUGUAUCCUGUUUCUCUCCUAGAUGAUGUGUGCCCUUGAAAUGGAAAACUCAGGUCUUUCAAAACCAAGUUGGGAUUCUUUGAGAAGAGCUGAAUUAUAUCAUUUGAAGCCAUGCUCGCAAGUCCCUGACUUAUCUCAGUUUAAAAUUGUACAUUCUUUCUUAUACUGUAUACCAAUCCAUUGUUUUAUGUAUUCUUUUACAAAGCUUCUGUAUCAAUUUUUUUGUCUGUACUCUUACAAAGUUCCUGUACCAAUUCUCAGGUUUCACUUGAUUCAAGCUUCCAGAUAGUGUUGUAAGAGAACCAUUUUACUUUAUG
Messenger RNA from Eutrema salsugineum, 2138 nucleotides. Its product is annotated as pentatricopeptide repeat-containing protein At5g16640, mitochondrial. NCBI's taxonomy places the organism in Eukaryota, Viridiplantae, Streptophyta, Magnoliopsida, Brassicales, Brassicaceae. The coding region runs from base 31 to 1545 and encodes 504 amino acids. Gene Ontology annotation, molecular function: protein binding. The record is from RefSeq and is a predicted model, not a curated record. The transcript has a single exon.